AUGGAAAGGGUGAAAGGAGAUUGGAGGGCCUCUGACUCCACUCAGAUCACAAGCGAAAGCCAGGAAGGGAGGAACCCAGCAGGGGUCACAAAAGUCAGCCUCGGGCAGGACGGGGUGGGCGGCCCUUUCUGCUCCCUCAACCCCUCCCGAGGCCACCCAGAGAACUCCUCCCUCCCGCCUCUCGCGCGCUCCCUCCCCUCGCUUUCAUCCUCCUAUCCCCACCUCUCCAACCUCCGCUUUCAUCCCCCUCCCCUCUCCUCUCCUCCCCGCUCCCGCCUGCCCCACCCCUGGGAAGCCCCUCCCGUCGGGCAGCGCCGCUUUAUAAGCAGGUUCCCUGCCCGGGGGCGGCAGCGGCUGGUCGGCGGCAGCUCUGCGGGUGCGGGGGCGGCGAGCCGAGGACCAAGCGACCGCGGCCGGAGCGCGCCGGCCACCGCCCGCACCGCCCUUCCGCCCGCCCUCCGGACGGCCGCAGCCCUGCGGGUCUCCGCUCCGGACCCACCCCCGCCCCACCCCGCGCGCCUCUGCCGCCUCUUCCUGAGCCCCAGCUUGCCGAGCGGCCGCCGCUGCCGCUGUCGCCGCCGCCGUCGCCACCGCGCCAGGUUCCGGCCGCGGCCACCCUCCGCCGUCCAGGGCCCUUCCGUCCCGGCCCCGGGACCCCGACUCCGCGCCAGCCCCGGCCCCGGCCCCGGCACCAUGUCGGAGAAGAGCGUGGAGGCAGCGGCCGAGUUGAGCGCCAAGGACCUGAAGGAGAAGAAAGAGAAGGUGGAGGAGAAGGCGAGCCGGAAAGAGCGAAAGAAAGAAGUGGUGGAGGAGGAGGAGAACGGAGCUGAGGAGGAGGAAGAAGAAACUGCCGAGGACGGCGAGGAGGAGGAUGAAGGGGACGAGGAAGAUGAGGAAGAAGAAGAAGAUGAGGACGAAGGGCCCGCGCUGAAGAGAGCUGCUGAAGAGGAGGAUGAAGCGGAUCCCAAGCGGCAGAAGACAGAAAAUGGGGCGUCGGCAUGAGCCCCCUGCCAGUGGGCUGGGGGUGGGAGGCCCCGCGGGGCCUGGAGGUGGGGGUGGGGACAGCCGAGCGCAGCCACUCUUCACCUGGCUCUCUGCUCUGGGCCCCGCGCCAGAGCUGCCACCCUCUCUCCCCAGCCUUGUCCUGCCGCCCCUCCAGACACUUGCCCCCUCCAUCCUCACUGCCACCUUCCACCUCCUGACCUGCUCCAUCUGAGCUCCCCAGCUGGUCCCCAGUUGCCCCCUCCCUCUCCCUCCUCUCUUCCUCCCUUCCGCCCCCCAGCCAACCCCACCCUCCUCUGGGAGCCUCUUCUUCCUAACGUCUGCAUCCCAGCCUCACAUCCUGCCCAGCCCUCCCCUGCCUGAUCCCUGGGUCUCCCUCAGAUCCCCUUCCUUCAAGACAGCGCCAGGCCGGGGUGGGGCCAGGGUUGGGGCCGAGCCCCGCAGCUGCCCCCCUCCCCUCCCCUUUUUGUAUAAUUUAAUAAAGAAACGGUCGCGCUUCUGUUUUUAA
Hippopotamus amphibius kiboko is the source of this 1510-nucleotide messenger RNA. RefSeq names its product parathymosin (gene PTMS). The record is from RefSeq and is a predicted model, not a curated record. Gene Ontology annotation, biological process: positive regulation of transcription by RNA polymerase II; negative regulation of apoptotic process. Lineage: Eukaryota; Metazoa; Chordata; Mammalia; Artiodactyla; Hippopotamidae. The coding region runs from base 1 to 1002 and encodes 333 amino acids. Gene Ontology annotation, cellular component: nucleus. The transcript is spliced from 6 exons. Gene Ontology annotation, molecular function: histone binding.